AUGGCUUGUUUGGGUGAAAAUGUACCAGCAGAAAAUACGUCGACAAAUGCAUUCUACUGCCCAGCUUGCAUCGAGCGCGGUUGGAAUGUGCAGCCUCCUCCAGAAAUUCUACCGCUGACGCCCGCCUCAUCUCGUGAAACCAGCCCGGCCCCACAAAGUGCAAGAGACACAGCGGCCUCAGAUUUUCGCCAGCAACCUGAUCAAGUGGCAGCGGGAGAGCAAGAACGCCAUGUGCACACUGGGCUGGACCAGUCUUUCAAGAAUCCGCAGACUAUCUGCGAAAGCUCUGCUCCCAGAGCCUCUGUCACAGUGCCUGAUCAGAUACAAUCACAACAGCAGCCUUCACAAGAUCACAAUACGUCAUUCGGAACACGACCUAGCCAGGUCGUUAAAGCCCAACAACAACAACAACAACAACAACAACAACAACAACAACAACAACAACAACAGGAAGCUUUAUUGAACAGGCUAAGAGGAGACCGCUCCUCAGCGUCCUUCCGGUCCCCUAUGCCCAUUGACAGUACUGUGAAUCAAACAACUGCUGCAUCUAGAUCGAACCGGGCAAAGUCCAGGUAUCAAACCAUGCCUGAUGAGGUGGACCAAGCGCUCACAGUCAUAUAUCGUGAACUGGAGUCCGUCACAGCUCUGAGGCAAGACAUUGCUGAGCUUCAAGAUCGAGUCAGGGCCGCCGAGCAAGCGCGUCAGAUUUCAGAAGGCCGUCUGGCUCUUGAACGCUCAAGUCGAGAGGCCACUGCCAGCAAGGAUGCCGAAAUAGACUCUCUAAAGCAGCGCCUUGCUGCGCUAACACGGAGCCACGAAUUGCUCGUGCAAGAGAACAAUGCCCUGAAACAACGCAUGCAAGACGAACAGACGUUCACUAAGGCGAGGCUGGAGGAGAUGCAAGCCCUGAAGGCGAGUCUUCGCCGGUUGCUUGGUGAUUGA
Messenger RNA from Cladophialophora bantiana CBS 173.52, 942 nucleotides. RefSeq lists its product as uncharacterized. Bases 1 to 942 code for a protein of 313 amino acids. The transcript has a single exon. The record is from RefSeq and is a predicted model, not a curated record. NCBI's taxonomy places the organism in Eukaryota, Fungi, Ascomycota, Eurotiomycetes, Chaetothyriales, Herpotrichiellaceae.